This is a messenger RNA of Callorhinus ursinus (northern fur seal), 1020 nucleotides long. Its product is annotated as AN1-type zinc finger protein 6. The record is from RefSeq and is a predicted model, not a curated record. Gene Ontology annotation, biological process: protein targeting to peroxisome. Lineage: Eukaryota; Metazoa; Chordata; Mammalia; Carnivora; Otariidae. Gene Ontology annotation, molecular function: DNA binding; zinc ion binding; polyubiquitin modification-dependent protein binding.
AGGGGAAGCAAACAGAAAAUUGUGGAGGUUUUGGUGGUGUGCAACAGAGGAACAUGGCUCAAGAAACUAAUCACAGCCAAGUGCCUAUGCUUUGUUCCACUGGCUGCGGAUUUUAUGGAAACCCUCGUACAAACGGCAUGUGUUCCGUGUGCUAUAAAGAACAUCUUCAAAGACAGAAUAGUAGUAAUGGUAGAAUAAGCCCACCUGCAGCUUCUGUCAGUAGUCUGUCUGAAUCUUUACCCGUCCAGUGCACAGACGACAGUGUCCCGGAUGCCCAGUCACCGCUAGACUCCACGUCUGCAUCUGUGCAGCCAAGCCCUGUAUCAAAUCAGUCACUUUUAUCAGAAUCUGUAGCAUCUUCCCAAGUGGACAGUACAUCUGUGGACAAAGCAGUACCUGAAACAGAAGACCUGCAAGCUUCAGUAUCAGAUACGGCACAACAGCCAUCUGAAGAGCAAAGCAAGUCUCUUGAAAAACCAAAACAAAAAAAGAAUCGCUGUUUCAUGUGCAGGAAGAAAGUGGGACUUACUGGGUUUGAAUGCCGGUGUGGAAAUGUUUACUGUGGUGUACACCGUUACUCAGAUGUACACAAUUGCUCUUACAAUUACAAAGCUGAUGCUGCUGAGAAAAUCAGAAAAGAAAAUCCAGUAGUUGUUGGUGAAAAGAUCCAGAAGAUUUGAACUCCUGCUGGAAUACAAAAUCCUUUGACCAUCUGCAAACUAAAAAUUGACUUGAGGGUUUUUUUUUCCUAGUCAUUGGGAAUGUAGAGCAAUGUAUCUUGCAUAGACCUUUUAAUCAUGCAUGUCAUCAGAAGAAUAGAUUUUUGUUUUUGUUUUGAAAAUGACUCUGAACAUUUAUUUCCAUUGCAGUUUCUGUGGCUGAAAAGACUUAAGUAAACUUUACAAGUAUUAUCCUUUUAAGAUCAUUUUAAUUUUAGUUGAGUGCAGAGGGCUUUUAUAACAAACGUGGAGAAAUUUUGGAGGGCCGUGAUUUUUCCAGUAUUAAACAUGCAUGCAUUGA